AUGGCGCUUUGCAUGAACAGGCUCAAUGAGGAGCGCAAGCAGUGGCGACGAGAUCAUCCCUUUGGCUUCUACGCAAAGCCUCAACGCAAUGCUCAAGGGGUUCUGGAUCUCAAGACCUGGGAGUGCGGUAUCCCCGGCAAGGAAAAGACGCUCUGGGAGGGCGGCCUGUUCAAGUUGAGCGUUAUCUUCCCGGAUGAGUAUCCUACAAAACCACCAAAGUGCAAAUUCGUCCCACCGCUCUUCCACCCCAACGUCUAUCCCUCUGGCACCGUCUGCUUGUCGAUCUUGAAUGAAGAGGAGGGCUGGAAGCCGGCCAUCACCAUCAAGCAAAUCCUCCUCGGAGUUCAAGACCUUCUCGAUGACCCCAACCCCGACUCUCCAGCUCAGGCUGACGCAUACCACCUCUUCAGAAGGGAUCGGGCUGCAUAUGAGAACAAGAUCAAGAGGAUUGUACGAGAAAACCCAGCUCCGUAA
Messenger RNA from Amorphotheca resinae ATCC 22711, 474 nucleotides. RefSeq lists its product as hypothetical. The transcript is spliced from 3 exons. Lineage: Eukaryota; Fungi; Ascomycota; Leotiomycetes; Helotiales; Amorphothecaceae. Gene Ontology annotation, biological process: protein sumoylation. The record is from RefSeq and is a predicted model, not a curated record. Bases 1 to 474 code for a protein of 157 amino acids. Gene Ontology annotation, molecular function: SUMO conjugating enzyme activity. Gene Ontology annotation, cellular component: nucleus.